CUCAUUCCUCUCGCACGUCACAACGCAAUCUGGUUUCUCAACACCGCAGAUUCGGCCUCUCCCGGCGCUUGAAGAAGAAAGGAAGCUCGGUGCCACCCAUGGCGGUGGAGUGCUGCGGCGGGGACUUCUUGGAGUGGGUUGGCCCCGACAACUCCGCCAACGUCUUCGGCCUUCUCGACAGCCCCGCCGACCUCGUCCGCGCCGCCGCCGUGUCCCGAACCUGGCGCCGAUUUGUGAUCGAGAACGACUUGAGCAAGAGUCUGUGCGUGCGGCUAUUUCCCGAGGUCGCCACCAUCGCCGGCGGCGCGGCAGAGGUAACCAGAUCGCCGCCUUCACCUCCCGUCGCCCAGUGGGGCAGCGAGAGGGCCUACAGGAUAUACUCGAACCUCGCCGGCGCCCUCGUCUCUAGCUCCCCCAAGGACUCCGUGGCCUGCGUUCUGCGCUGCGUCGGUGCAUCCAGCACGGACGAUUUCCCGAACGAGACCAUGGUACACACCCUCCAUGAGCGCGGCUUGGUCAAUUUCCGCCCGUCCUAUUGGUCCAGCUGCGGUUCGGACAACCCCGACGAGCCAGAGAGCCUUACCUACAGGCUCAACUCUGAUAUCUGCAUUAUCGAUGAGAUUAAGGUGCAGCCGUUCAAAGCAUUUUUUCAGUAUGGCAAUCCUAUAUACUCUUCAAAGACGGUGCGAUUUCGGAUGGGCCAUUACAAGCUUCCGCGUGGACAGGAGUCAUUUGUCACUAAUGAUGAUGAGAACAAGAUGGUAAAUGCUGACAAAGAUUACAUGUGGACUUACACUUCGCCAGAGUUCCCUAUGUUGCAGGAAAAUGUACUACAAUCGUUCAAGCUCCCACGCCCUGUGCUUUGCAUUGGUGGUGUGGUGAUGAUUGAAUUCUUGGGCAGAGUCCAAAAACAGGGAGCAGAUGAUAAGUAUUACAUAUGUGUCUGCCAUGUUGAAGUGAUAGGGCGUUCACUGUCACCACUUUUCAUGGUUGACAUCUCGGAGCCUGGAGGUUAUUCAAUCCUCAAGUACUUGCCCGAUGCCAAAAAUCUAUCCGCGGAGGACAUGGCCCAGUAUGAUACUGAAGACUCGCUGGAGUGGCAGUAUUUUGGUGCUAGAUACAGGCAGAUGAAUCACAUAGCAGUGCUGAACGCGCUUUUGAUGCAAGUACAUUUCAUGCAUGAAGAUGAUGUUGGUUGGGUCUUACAAGACGGGCUUCUUCAGUAGAUUUGCUUGAUGGACUGAAGCUACAACUUUGCCGGAUAUUACUGUUUGUAGUAAGGGAACAUCUAUGAACUCCGCAAGCCUUUAUUGCAGACAUUGAAGACUCAAUUCUGAAAUCUGGAGAAACUGGUCGAGACAAGUUCCUCUUAUGGUAUAUGGGUCAUUUGUUACUUGCCAAUGAUGUUGCUUGCUGAUGGACUGCUCAACUCUAUGACACAAUUUGAUAAUGGUUGCAAUCUAGUCGGUGUGGAGCUGCAUGCUAGCGCUGAGUGUUUACUUCACCUUGGCGUCUGAGAAGCACCAGUGCUUCCAUCAUUCGUCAUGCUGGUACUAUGGUCUGUUUCAAAAUAUGUAGACUGUACAGACCAGGUUUCCAUAUAUUGUUGCUUCUAUUUGUGCAUGUGUAUCAUAAAUCUACAAGAGAUGGUUGUAAUUUCUACUAGUACUUUUCAGAGGGUCCCUUUGUAAUCUCUAAGCCACCGCUCAAUAAUUAAUGCAGCUAUCUAGGUCCUUUGGGGCCUUUUCUUGUUCA
Molecule: messenger RNA, 1755 nt
Organism: Lolium rigidum
Lineage: Eukaryota; Viridiplantae; Streptophyta; Magnoliopsida; Poales; Poaceae
Product: F-box protein At4g00755-like
Exons: 5
Coding region: 99-1226 (375 amino acids)
Molecular function (GO): protein binding
Source: RefSeq, a predicted model, not a curated record